Molecule: messenger RNA, 510 nt
Organism: Auanema sp. JU1783
Lineage: Eukaryota; Metazoa; Nematoda; Chromadorea; Rhabditida; Rhabditidae
Source: the annotation of a GenBank genome assembly
AUGACCGACAGUCAAUCCGAGUUUGUACGCGUUCUCACCAUCAAAGCUGCGAACGGAGAAGAACGACGCAUGCAAUUUCCUGUAAAGCUUGAUCUUCUCAGACCCAAACGCCCGAGAACUACGUUUACAGACGAACAACUUGCAACUCUUGAGGACGCAUUUAGAACAAAUGGCUAUUUAACGGGAGCAUCUCGUAGCCAAUUAGCCGAGAAGUUAGGCCUCAGUGAUACACAGGUCAAAGUUUGGUUUCAAAACCGCAGAACGAAAGACAGACGAAAAGUUCCUUUGCAUUCGAAGUCAAUUGGUCAAGUCGAUUCUAGCGCAGACAAAAAAGAGCAUACCAUGAAUACCUCAAUGAGCUUUCCUAUAUUAGCUCAGAACUCUCUAAACGCAAUUCCUGGAUCAUCAUCUCUAUUUUAUCCAAACGUUUCUUUUCCAAAUAUUAUAGAUUAUACGUUGUAUCCUUCUUCGAAUACAUUGACUUCUUUAUAUUUCCGAUCUUGUUCAUAG